UGCAGUGCAGCUGGGGGAGCUCUUGGGAGCCGCUUUAAAAAAAAAAAAAACAAACAACAAAAUCCUUCCUGGAUUUGAUUAAUUACAACAAUCCCCUCCCCAGAAGAUCUGGAAAAGAGGAAUCACCUAUCCCUCCCUCCGCCUUUCAGCAGCUGGCUCCUACCCCCCACCCUCGCUUCCCCCCUUUUUCUCCACCUCCUUCUCCUUCUCCCCGUCCGCUUCUGGGGCUGCGGCCAGAGCCUCGCUAGGAGGAGAGAGGGCGAGGACUCACUGAAGUUGGCCCCAGUUGGCAGCACUUUGGGUAGCGCGGGACUUCGGGCAGAGCUCGGCAGCUCCCGCUGAACAAAGGAGCCCCCUUUCCCGCAGGAGCUGGAGGAUAGCGCUGGGCUGGCCCGAGCCCUACUCCUGCCCUAUCCCGGCGCCGGCCCGGUGCCCCCGGGCUGGCCUUUCCCUGUACCCCGAGUACGGGCGCGGCUGCCUGUUCGCCUGGAGAUCCUCGAGCAACCUGGCGAGGGGAAGCGGGAAGCGGCGCUCCGCGUUCCUGCCCUCCCUGCCUCCUUCCCUCACUCUCUCCCUCCUUUUUUAAUUCCUUUCUUUCUUUCUUUUUUUUUUUUUUUUAAUUUUAAAUUUUACCCCUAGGCGGCCCCGGUUGGGGGGGGGGGGGGGGGGAGUCCCUUCCUCCGCCCGAGGGACGCCGGUGCCCGGCGCGGAGCGGGGCGCAUGGGGCGGUGUUUCGGGAGGCUUUCGGCUGCUCCUUGCUCCCCCGCCGGAUGCUGCCUGAGCUGUUUUGGCUGUUUUUCUUCGCCGGCGAUGAAGCCUCUGCCUUGAAGAUGGACAUGAUCUGUUUUUUAUUCCUGUCUCUGGUGCCAGUGUACAGCAGGGGACAAGGGGUGUACGCUCCUGCUCAGGCCCAGAUCAUCCAUGCUGGGCAAGCAUGUGUGGUGAAGGAAGACAACAUCAGUGAACGCGUUUACACAAUUCGGGAGGGGGACACGCUGGUUCUGCAGUGUCUGGUCACAGGACACCCCCGGCCACAGGUGAGAUGGACCAAAACAGCUGGCAGCGCGUCGGACAAAUUCCAAGAGACGUCAGUGCUUAACGAGACCCUUCGGAUUGAGAAGAUCCAAAGGCUGCAGGGGGGCCGCUAUUACUGUAAAGCAGAAAAUGGGGUUGGGGUCCCUGCCAUCAAGUCCAUUCGAGUAGAUGUGCAGUAUCUAGAUGAACCUGUUCUCACCGUUCACCAGACCAUCAGUGAUGUACGUGGCAGCUUCUACCAAGAGAAGACUGUCUUCCUCCGCUGCACUGUCAACUCCAACCCACCAGCUCGCUUCAUCUGGAAACGGGGAGCUGAGACACUUUCUCACAGUCAGGACAAUGGCGUGGACAUCUAUGAACCCCUCUACACACAGGGUGAAACCAAAGUCCUGAAGCUGAAAAACCUACGACCUCAGGAUUAUGCCAGCUACACAUGUCAGGUGUCUGUCCGCAAUGUCUGCAGCAUCCCUGACAAAUCCAUCACCUUCCAGCUCACAAACACCACAGCCCCACCUGCUCUGAAGCUGUCUGUCAAUGAGACGCUGGUGGUCAACCCUGGUGACAACAUCACUAUGCAGUGCUCUCUGAUGGGUGGUGACCCACAGCCAGAAGUUGUUUGGUCUCACUCUCCUGGCCCAAUGCCUCCCAAUAGCCUUGUGCAAGGAGGCAACCUCACGAUCUGGAGGAUCCGCGUGGAGGACUCGGGCUAUUAUAAUUGCACGGCCAUCAACAAUGUGGGGAACCCAGCAAAGAAGAUAGUGAACCUGCUGGUGCGGUCCAUGAAGAAUGCCACAUUCCAAAUCACUCCUGAUGUGAUCAAAGAGAGCGAGACUAUCCAGUUAGGGCAGGACUUGAAGCUCUCAUGCCAUGUAGAUGCUGUUCCCCAGGAGAAGGUUGUCUAUUCCUGGUACAAGAAUGGGAAACCAGCCAGGUUCUCAGACCGGUUGCUCAUCACCCGGAAUGACCCCGAGCUCCCACCUGUGACCUGCAGCUUGGAGAUUAUUGACCUGCGAUUCAGUGACUAUGGUACCUACCUGUGUGUGGCUACCUUCCAGGGAGCACCCAUUCCUGACCUCAGUGUGGAGGUGAACAUCUCCUCAGAGACAGUGCCACCAACGAUCAGUGUCCCUAAGGGUCAGUCCACCAUCACUGUCCGGGAAGGCUCCAGGGCAGAGCUGCAGUGCGAGGUUCGUGGGAAGCCCAAGCCACCCAUCAUCUGGUCCCGUGUAGAUAAGGAAACCCCCAUGCCUUCAGGGACAAUGACAAUGGAGACAUAUGAUGGGAAGCUGCAUCUGGAGAGUGUGAGCCGAGAAAUGAGUGGGACCUAUAAGUGUCAGACAGCCAGGUACAAUGGCUUUAACAUCAGACCACGGGAAGCCCUGGUGCAGCUCAACGUGCAGUUCCCCCCCGUGGUGGAGCCAGCCUUCCAGGAUGUACGCCAGGGCAUGGGGCACAGUGUCACCUUGCGCUGCACCAUGCUGAAGGGCAGCCCCAUGAAGGUGGCCACCUCUGUCUGGCGUUUCAAUGGGACCCUCCUGGUGCAGCCCCUGGCAGAGCAGCAGGACUACUCGGAGCUGAAGGUGGACAGUGUCAGCCGGGAGACCAGUGGGACCUACGAGUGCAGCAUUUCCAAUGACGUGGGAGUCUCCACCUGCCUCUUCCAGGUGUCUGCAAAAGCUUAUAGCCCAGAGUUUUACUAUGACACUCCCAAUCCCACCUUGAGCCAGAAGCAGUCCAAGAAUUACUCUUACAUCUUACAGUGGACACAGAAGGAGCCAGAUGCUGUGGAUCCCAUCCUCAAGUACCGUCUGGAACUCCGGCAGCUGUCUCAGAGAAGCACCAUCCAAACCUUCAUUCCUGUGAAGAAAAUGGAGAAAGGCCUGUUGCUGGAACAUAUCUUGCCCAACCUGAAAGUGCCUCAGAGCUAUGAAGUUCGCCUGACACCCAUCACCAGUUUUGGGGCUGGAGAUAUGGCUGCCCGCAUCAUCCGGUACAUGGAACCAAUCAACUAUCCCAACCCAACAGAUAACACCUGCCGCUUUGAGGACGAGAAGAUCUGCGGCUUCAUGCAGGACAAGAUGGACAACUUUGACUGGACCCGGCAGAAUGCCCUCACCCAGAACCCCAAGCGCACCGUCAACACCGGGCCCCCCACGGACAUCAGCGGUACGCCGGAGGGCUACUACAUGUUCAUUGAGGCGUCCCGGCCCCGGGUGACAGGAGACAAAGCCCGGCUCAUCAGCCCCCUCUACAACAUUACUGCCAAGUACUACUGUGUCUCCUUCUACUACCACAUGUAUGGGAAGCACAUCGGCUCCUUGAACCUGCUAGUCCGCGUGCGGAACAAGCGAGCCAUCGACACCCAGGUCUGGUCACUCAGUGGGAACCGGGGGAACAUGUGGCAGCAAGCACAUGUGCCCAUCAACCCGCCUGGGCCCUUCCAGUUAAUUUUCGAAGGUGUCCGGGGCACGAGCUACGAGGGGGACAUUGCCAUCGAUGACGUCACUCUGAAAAAGGGAGACUGUCCAAGGAAGCCAAUUGGACCAAAUAAGGCGGUUGCUCUUCCAGGAAGUGGUGUCCCAGCCCUGCACAGCCCUUGUCUUUGUGGCCCAUUGACUUUCUUCCUUUACGUGCUGCUCAGAUGAUGGCAAGCGAGCGCUCCUGUCUUCGGACCAAGACAUUCCUGCUCCUUUCCUGAUCAACCACCUCUGCUCCUUUUCCUACCCUCCUCACUGGCACACCAAAGUGUCCAUAUGUUACCAAAGACUGACAGGCAUGACCACGCAAAGGGAUCUGGUUCAGAACUGGAGCACUCCUUGAGAAAGUCAUAAUGUCUAGAACAAAGUUUAAAAAUAAAGACAAAACUUUUUUUUAAAAGCACGUGCACGAGAGAGUGAGAGAGAGAGAGGAAGGAAGAAAAGAAACAGAAACAGACAGAAAAGAAGGAAUGAAAGACAAAAAAUAGGAAUGAAGAAAUGUGAAGAGCAAACGAAGGAGGAAAAAAACACCCCCAUGUUUCCUUGGGAAUGUCGGACAGGGCUUCCUCAGGGAAGUGGGAACUUGUUUUAAACAAACAAACAAAAAUAUAUUAAAGCACAAAUUUCUACCAGAACAGUUACCUUCUUUACUGCAGACCCCACAGCUUAGUGGAUGAUAUACUGCAGUACUCCCCUUGUCUUCUCAUGCUUUCCCUCUGGCUGGGGCUGCCCCACUCCAGCUGCAGCUCCCUGCAGUAAUGCCAGCCUCAACCGUGGGGCAGCAGCCACCCCAAGUGCCAGUGGCCAGAGCACCUUGCCUCACACCGCAUGUGCUUCAGUGUCUCCAUCCAUCCACAUCUUCCAGGCUCUCAUGUAUUUAAUUGCUCCCAGUGUGGUUUGCUUUGGCCUUUCCCCACUUCUCUGUGCUUCUCACCCACCAGCCUGAAGAAGAUGGAGCAGGAAGGGACCAAUGACGCGGACCACGCUGAGUGGUGAAGUACUGGCUGGAUCCAGCUGCAGCACUGGCCUCUAAGAGCCUCUUUCUGUCUUUCAGCACUCUUGCUGGGUAGGGAAACCAUGAGAGCAGGUCUGAGCUGCAGACAGAAAGGUGUCUCUGUCAGGCUGGGGGAUGAGGUGUGAUGGGAUGGGACUGGAAGGGUGGAGCAGUUUCGCUUUGGCUUCCCCCUGUGCAUAUUGGGAUGACGGCCACCUAAACCCUAAAUCCAGGAUUGCUUCUCUGCCUCUACUUCAUUACCUAUUUAUUUUGGUUGUUAUUCCAUUGCUUAACUUUCUUCACCUCAAGCUUUCUGGAUUAUGGGAAAAGUGAGGCAUUUAAAUGUUUGUCAGACAGACAGCAGGUCCUGUGCCCAUGAUCCAGCCCCUGGACUGGCAGUUCAGGCAGCUCCGAUGCUGCAUCCUCACCUCCAGAGGCCUUUCUGCAUGCAUGGCACAUUAGCUGCAGCAUGGGUGAAGGGUGCAACAGCAUUGCUGCUCAGGGGAGAGGUGGCUGAAUUUUGUCAGCACAUGCAGCCACACAGGCAAUCACACGGCUUCCACUGCCAAAGCAGUGGGCAGAGGAGCUGAAAGGUGAAACAGGCAGGAACAUGCCCCAAGAAGGAUGAAGGAUGGAGGUAGGAAGUUGACCCAAAAGAGGGGUUUGUGCUGAACUGUGGCCCUGUUUGCCACUGAGGAACAAGUAGACAGGAAAUUCACCUUUUUCCUGCUGGUCUCAUGAAAGGGUAAAGCUAAUGUUUCUCCCUGCUUGCAGACCUGUAGCAGGUGGAGGCAUGUGCUACUCCAAAUUAAACCCCCAGGAGAAGGGUCUGCCCUGCACUGGCCAGAAAGGAGCUGUGAUAGCCUUGCUGCAUCUGGAAGCAGCUCUGGACAUGAGUAAUCUCCUGCACAGGUCAGAGUUAGCCCCACAGGACUGUGAAUUGUGGUUUACUAGCCCAUGCUCUGGCAAUCCAUUUAAGUGGUACUCUUCCUCUUGGGGAACACCCCAUCCAAAACCCCUAUCUAAGGCACCAGAGAUGUAUAAUAAGCUAGCUCUUUCACUGAAGCCCUCAGUACCCAUGGCUUCUUACCUAUUUCUGAUGAAUAUAUCAGCUUCUCUGAGACAGCUGCAUUUAUCUGAAAUCACCUGAAUGUAUUAGCUGCCUCCUGCAUUGCUCAGCUUCCAGCCACAGCUGGUGCUUCCUUUCCUUCACUGAUGGGGGGGAAAGCUCUUACCUAACUCCCAGGAGAUGCAGUUUGAAGUCUUGAAAUCCAUCACUCCCUAGAUCCUGGAAAGGUAUUCAUCUGCACUAAUGCACUAAUGCUUCCCAGUCACCAGAGAGAGAAAGGAUAUCAGCUGGGAGGGGCAGGGGAACCUCCUUCACAGGAGGCAAUGCAAGACAGUGGGAGGGGAUUAUACAGGUCUCCCUUACUAAUUUGCUUUUCUCCAUUUCCAAGAAUUAGGACUGUGUCUUUUCUGUCUCCACUCCUCCCUUCAGAGCCCAGACCUUGGUCAUCCUGCAUAUUUGACCUGGAAACCCAAGACUGUUGCCUAGGGCCAGGCAGCAUCAUGGAUGCAGUGGGUGCGAACAGCGAUUCUGCAUCUUGCUAUUUGUUGCCAUUUUCAUGGGCAGCCAGUACCACCAUCCUUUUUUAGCCGAGUUCUUUCAGUCCCAUGCUCUUCCUUUCCUACAUGAUUGUUAGAGGUCUGAAGUCAUCACCCGAUUCCUGGUAAGAGUUCACUUUUACUCCUAGGAGAGAGACAGUGCUUUCCAGGGACCCUUGGGAACUUCACGAUGGCUCCUGAUCUGUCAGCAGCAACAUAUUUGUGUUGUGUUGCUGGUUCCAGGAAGCUCCUGCUGGGCAGAAGGUGGAGACAGAAACAUUCCCCCAUCGGUAAGAAAUAGCCCAGGGCAACCAUCUCACUUUCUAAGCUCUUACUAAGGCAGAGACCCUUGUGGCCUUGCUUCUACAGACUGCUUAGCCCAGGUUGCACAAGCACAUUUUGUUGUUUAGGUGAGGUGAGUGUCAGCAAAGGGCCACCACAUUUUUAGAAAGGGACACCUGCAGGGAGGGUGUCCAUGCCCUCCUGCCAGCUCCUGCAAGGAAGGAUGUAAGUGCCUCACCAAGCAAACCCAUGGCACAGGGGGCAAGAAGCCCAUUGGUGGCUGUAGGUCCAGGGAGGAGCAAGAAGAUUGCCCCAGCCAGAGGUGAAGCCUUCUGCUGUCAGGUGUGGACCCAUCAGCUUCAGAAAAAGUCUCAGGGAGCCCCUUCCUGCUUAGACCUCUGCUCCUUUAUCUCUGGUUAGAAAUCAGCUGGUGAUAAGUUUGGGGGAAGUCAUUAACUCAAGUGCCUCAGUUUGUCAGAACUACCAAGGCUGAAAAGAAGGACUUCAUUUCCUUGGCAAAUGUGCUGAGAGAGAGUAGCAGAGGAAAGAGGUACUUCAGCAACAAGGAUGGGAAGCUGUGCAGUGAUGGGGUGGAGGGGAGGCAGUGUCCCUCCUCUUUGGGGACAGUGGUAUUUGUGGUUUACUACUCCAUGCUUGAGGGACAAAUCUCCUUGGGGUGGUAAUACAUCCUGGGUGAGAUACAAAGCCAUGUUCUUUACCCCUUCCAAUUAAAGAUCCCUUCAUGCUUUUCAGAGUGUUCUGGCUAAAUUACAGUCCUUAAAAUUAAUUACAGUCUGUCUGCUUAAAUAUCUAUUGCAGUCCUAAUGUUAUGUUUCUCUUUCUGAUGUUUUAUGUUGCUCCGUGCCUAUCGAGUAGCUGCUUUAUUCCACUCCAGAACCAACUGCAUUUCAGCGAUGGUGGAUAUUAUUCGUGUAUAUAGCAUGAAAGUCCCUGCAGAAGAAAAGUGCAAUAUAAAUUUAAGAGACUGCUUUUAUUUACAAAGAGACCUCUGCUUGGUAGUUGUAGAAAUACAUUAGGAAGAAUGCUGUGUGGGUGUUAGCCAAUAUAUACUCAAUUUCUUUUUUUUUCAGGGUAUAAAACAGAAAAUAUGUGAGUGUGCAGGCUCCUGGGUAUAAGUUGUAGAUAUUAGAAGUACUGAAUGCUACUGUGUAGUUGCAAGUGGGGCUUACAAAGAAACUUUCAUUUGAAACCUCUUUUUGUAGUUGUUCAUUGUAUUCUGAAAAAUACACUUUUUAAAUUAUAAUUUUCUACAGUUCAGUGCAAGUCCCAAUACCAGGUCAUCAACAGGACUUUAAUCCAUGACUUUUAACAAUAUGAACAUCAAUUCUUACUGCUUGCUCUGAAAUGCAGCUCCUGGCUGAUAAUAGUAAUAGACUAGUUUUCUUCUACGUAGAUCAGCCAUUGGAAAGCAAUGGAACUAAUAUGUUUCAUUUGAUCUGGACUUAAGUAAUUUGGAACGCCUGAGUGCAACUCUUCCCAUCUGUACGGGAGUGAAAAAAUGUCUCAUAUAUAUGAAAAACUUUGCAUAGUGCACAAAUGGCUUGGGAACUCCUGAAGUGUUGUGAUUGUCAUGCGUGCAGAGCUGCUCCGGCAGAGCUGCACAGCUUGCUGCCUGAAAAGCAGCUGCAGCAACAGCGAUAUGGAGCCCUUCUUCUGGGAAGUAGUUUUCUUCUGCUGAGAAAUGCAGUGGCAACUGGGGAAAAAGUAGGGGGGGCUUCAGAUGUUUAGGCUGGUAAAUUUCUUGCAAAAAUAAUUUAGGGAUGUAUAAAUGAGCAUAGUGAACAUGAUACAAAUUGUAUUGUAUUCCCUAUUGCUAUUCAAAAUAUGGAAAUUUCAUUUCUUUCCAUACAAAAUCCUGUGGGUGCACUACUCCAGAAUGACAAAAAAAUGCUUCACUACCAAAGGGAGAGCAGGGUCUAGAUUUCUCCUCCUCAGCCCUUUCUUAUCAUUCUGUGCCAAGAAAAGCACCCUGCUUUUGGGUUGGCACCCUGUGCUUCUCAGCCUGGCAGUGACAGUCACUGGGGUCAGCAAGUGGUGCUGAUGGCAGAAGCAUCGCUGCCCUGAGCCUUGUCUUCAAUGUGAAGCUGUCCCUGUGCGAGGCACUGGCAGGAGGAGCCCUGCUCCCCACUAGUUCUCAACUAGGCUGAGGCAGGGAGUUUUACCUAUGGGAAUUGCCAGGGGGUCCUUCAUGCUGCCCUAAGGGACCUCACCUGCCCCAGGCAGGGACAGACAAAGGAACCAGGGCAUUUUCCCUGCUAGAUGGAGUAAAUAGUGUCACCUCACCCCACUUGAAGAGACGAACUUUUUCCUUAAAGCAGAGAGCUCAGGGAGUUGCUGCUUCAUGGUGUUGCUGGUUUAGUCCCCUUCUUCUGUCAGCACCAUUCAGAAAUCCAUCUUUCUCUGGAAAUGCUGCAGCACCCCUUUGCCUUCUGCCUUUGGAUGACCUAGCAACAGCAUGGAGGGACUUAUCACCGUGGGCUCUGUGCUUCAAGCUGGGUGUACACAGCAUCAAGAAAUGCCCAGGUCUUGCACCCAGGGAGAAGGACUCAGCUUUUUAGUGAGGAUAAGAAGUGGCAUUGUAUCUCCUGUGCAAAGGAGAGGCCUUCUUGCAUUCCUGGCUUUGUCAGAGACCAGUUUUGGUCACCUAAACUGCCCUGACAUCUGGUCUUUUCCAGGCUGCCCUCAGUGCAUGUGCACUCCUGUUUGUAGAGGCAAGAGUGCAGCAGCAGGACCCUGUGCAGGCUGUUGUCACCAUUUGUCUUUGCUUUGGCCUCACUGAUAACAGCUUGUCCUGCUCAGCUUGGGAAGGCAUUUAAUGGAGACAAAAGGCUUUUGCAGAAGAACAAGUGCUGAAGAGUUCAGGAAAUUGCAUUUUAACAGGAUCCCAUUUACACUCCAUGGUAAUAACUGGCAGCUGUUGGUUUCCAGCAGUGAGCUGAAUAGCCUCAGUGCACUUGGCAUCCCAACUGAUAGCUGUGAUAUGUAUGUGGUUUUCAGUACUCCCCUUGUGAGUAGGAUGUCAGUUUGGCUGAUCAUCUGCCUCCACCUAGCCUACCACAGGGGAUUCUGGGGUCUUCUGACAGUACAGUCUGGAAUGGUCACAUCAAACCAGAGGCAGCCAUUUGUGCCCUGGAGACUUUAAAUGUCCCGAGGAGCACUGCAGGACAGCCCAGGGCCACCUUCACACAACCUGCCUUUCCAGAGAGGGAGGGGAUGCAACUUGCAGGGAGCUGUAGUCUCCAGGACACCCCUUGGCCAUGGAAGAGCAGUGCCAUCCCACUCCAUUUUGUCUGAGUGAGAUGUGUGCCUGACAUCUAGACCCUGGGUCAUGAUUCAGGUGCAUGCUCAGUGGCUUUGCCAUUAGGCAUCCUUUCUCAGAAGGAGAGAGAGCUCCCAGAGACUGACAGCAGGUUGGCAGGACUUGCUGUGUCCCUGUGUGGCUGCAGGGGAUGGGGGGCUUGGUCCCACUGCCCUUGGCACUUGUUGCGCUCUGCAUCACCUAGAUCUGGUCUGACACCUUCUCAGUCUUGUUCCUCCCAGCCCUGACACAGCCUGAAGGGCUGGUGGGGCUUUCUGAAUGGUGGUGGUGGAGCAGAAAGACAGGAGCACUUCAGGGCAUGUGUUGGCUCCAUGAGGGAUGAGUGCGAGUCACAUCCUGGCUUCAUCAGAGGCAAAAGACAUUCUCAACAGCCCCAUGGGUGGCUGAGAGGAUGGAACAGACCUUGUUUGUGUUCAUCUUGAAAAGGAGAGUGGAAAGAUGAGCUCCACAGUGCGUUCUCUUUUGUUUCACUAGCUGCAGCCACUCAGGUGCUAGGCAAGGAGUCUAAAGAAAAGUCCUUAGACCAGAUUUCCCAGCUGGACCUGUACUAUUAAAAUGCACCAGUCCACCUCCAGAGCCUCAGCACAUCUGUGCAUGAGGAAGCCAAGCAACCCACUGUCCUCACACAGGUGAUCCCUUGGGAAAGCUGGAAAGGGAGGUUGUGCUCGGAUCCCAGCAUACGGGCACUCCCUUCCUUUCUCUCUGCUGCCUUUCAUGGUCAGGGUUUUCCAGCAUGGGGCAGAGAAUAAGGGAAAGGGAGAAGGAGAAAUUCUGUCUUUACUCACAUCUGUUGCAAAGGUAGAGCUGGCGAAUUAGAAGGUUUUGCGAAGAGCUGUGCAGGUCUGUGGCAAAUCCAGGUUUUGCUUGGAUUUGAUGUGGCCUAUAAAUCAUUUGUUCCUCUGGAAUGAGGCAAAAUUUUGUGCUUCCGUUAACUGUUGUUCUAAAGGGAAAUUUGUCUAUGAAUGUUUGACUUAGAGUAGGGUUUUUUUACCCCCUGGAUGACCUAAAGUCAGUAUAAGACAGGGCCAGCUGGACAGCCCUCACACAGUGCUACUGUCUCCAAGCAGUGCCAGUGCCCAAAGCUCAUAGCGAUGGAUGUGCUGUAAUGGCUGGGUCCUUGCCUAAACAUUGAGCCAAGUGAAGGGUACCCGUCUGUUCUACCACCCAUGUGCAUCUGUCCUGUCUGCCAGCCAAGCCUGUAGGAAGAUAAAAGCCCCACUGCUGCUUCUAGCCAGCAGAGGUUUACUUUGGCUGAGGGAGCUGGUCUCUGGUCCUGCCACUUAGGCAGCAAAGUGCCUCUUAGUUGUGUAAAACCCAGCUGUUACAAUGGAUACUCCUAGAUGUUCAAAACUUGCAUAACUACAGUAUGCCUCAGAUCAUCAGCAAAGGCAGGUGCUGGGUAGGAGCUGGAACAUGCCAGAUGUUAGCAGUCCUGCUCAGUCACUGUGAGUGAGCUGUGAUUCCUUUGCUCUCAGUAUUACAGCUGCUCAAUGAUGAGCCCAAACUACCUAAGAGUAAGUGCAGCCCCCAUCUGCAUCGUAGUCUCUGUGGGCAGGCACCAACUGGUUUGCUUUUAGUGAUUCUGCUAUAUAACGUGGUGCUGGGAUGAAGCUGUCUCCACGUGUUGCUUGCACUGUAGGUCCAGCACUGGUAAGGUGUUUAUCUUAGCAGCUUGUAGAGGGAUCCAAGCUAAAAACCGAGGUGUGAUUCUGUUGCAGCUGCCAGCAAUGCAGCAGAGAGAAGACAGGACUUGAAAGCCCAUUUUGGAGGUGGCAGCACCACGAUCUAGUCCCCACCUUUCUCUUCUCCAAAAGUCCAUGCUCCAACUCUGAGCACCUUUGAAGAUGGGACGUUUGAUAUAUCUUGUCUCACUGAGUCUUGUUAUCGAGAACUAGCUGUGAGUAUCAGUAUACAGAGGAACAGCCAAGAGAGGCUGUAGCAGCAUGGUCAGCUCAGCACCUCAACUGUGGUGAAAGGAGAAUAUUGAUUUCAUUCUGUCUUUGAAAUGCCAACAACCAUAGAUGGGGACUGUAUUUAGGUCUUUUGUACAGGUGGCAGCACAUACCACACAGAGAUUGAGCGAGGGACUUGUGAGCUCUGGACAUCUCCUUGGGAAAAUUAAGAUGCUGAUGAGGGAAGGUAUUUCCAGACAUGGAGCAAAGAAGCUUUCGUGUCCAUUUAUUUGGUUGUUUCUGGAGGCCCUUAGUAUGUAGCAUCUUAGGACAAGAAGACUCUAUCAAGGGUUUGCUGAGGUGACUUUUUCCUCUCGUCAAACUUUGAUGUUUGUCCUUCUCUGCUGCCCAUCCCCAGCUUCUCAGUGCAUUUAUGUAACUGUUGGUGUUAAAGUGGCUUAGUGUCAGUGCUUUCAAAUAGAUGAGUAUGGCCUGUUCUCCCAGUUUUUGGGAUCUUCUAGAUGUACCAUCUCAUUCCAGGGGGCUCUACAGCAUGCAUUCAUCUCAAGACAUACCCCAAAAGCUGUGGAUGCUACAGAUAUGUAGCUCUUCUUUGUGGUUUUUGUCACAGCCCUUGCCUGACAGCAUAAGUAAAAUAUCUAAUCUCUACAUGGGUGGAAAAUUUGGUGCCAGCAUGGUUUUGCUUGGGUCUUUUUUCCCAGCCAGAACCAUUCUGUCUGUAUUGCAAUAUACAUGGCAGAGGAGAGGGGCCAUCAUCCAAGAUACAAGUGUCUCAUGGGGAAACAACUCUGGCACCUCCUGCCUUUGGCCUGAAAUGAGCAUCAGACAGUGAUUUCCACACUUUUCCUCACUCCAUCCCCCUGCUCCAUACUUAUCCUCACCAAGCGUUUCAUUUCCAGCCUAGAGAGACAGCAGCAGACUUCACCCCUGGAUCCCAUAGAAGGGGAUCAUACCAAAAUCCUGUCCUCAACUCUGAGGUGUAGGGAGAACCAGCUCAGGCCCAACAGUGAGCCACUUCAGUGGGAUCCAGUUUCAAUGGGGCUACGUCACCCUGACACUUCCAGGUCACUAAGGCCAGUAGAGAGUAUACAUUGACCUGACAGAAGUGUUUAGAAACACACUCCCCAACAGGAGCAACACACAAAGUCUGUGUUUUUGGGGAUACUGUGGAGGAUGGGGAGAGGUCCUCUGGUGUCUCCUGUUUUUUUUACCAUCAGUAUCCUAGGUGGGAAUCAUGGGACAGAGCCUCAUUCUCCACCCACCUCCCUCAUCACCACCACAUCUUGUCCCAUCCCCACUCCGCAUCUCAUAGAAUGCCGUCACCACCACUGAGUGGAGCUGGGACCCUCUCACCACCACAAUACUGAGCUGUCUGCAACGUUAAAAGCACAAAACACAAAGGGACUGAACUGAACCUUUUAAACAGGGUGAGAUGUUUUAUAAGCAUUGCCUCAUCCAUCCCCCUGCCCACAACCCUGAUGCACCCACUGUGUAACCUAUAGACUCUCAACGUGAAUUGUUUCAUUCAAAUAAAGCUGCAGUACUCAGA
Messenger RNA from Pseudopipra pipra, 13195 nucleotides. RefSeq names its product MAM domain containing glycosylphosphatidylinositol anchor 1 (gene MDGA1). NCBI's taxonomy places the organism in Eukaryota, Metazoa, Chordata, Aves, Passeriformes, Pipridae. The record is from RefSeq and is a predicted model, not a curated record. The transcript is spliced from 17 exons. The coding region runs from base 771 to 3680 and encodes 969 amino acids. Gene Ontology annotation, biological process: synapse organization; homophilic cell-cell adhesion. Gene Ontology annotation, cellular component: neuronal cell body; axon; plasma membrane. Gene Ontology annotation, molecular function: protein binding; axon guidance receptor activity.